AUGGACGCAAUUUCCGAACAGGUUAGAGAGCUAGCCAAGGACGCCGAUGCAAGUCAGCGAAUCCAAAUUCUGGAUCAUCUUCGCGGCCUUGCUAGAUCACUCGAGUCAACACCAGACACAAUGCAAAGACUAUCUUACAUGCACUUGGAGCCUAUUAUGAUUCGAGUAGGACUAGACUUGAACCUAUUUCAUAUCUUCAGCGAGGAGGGUGGGCCUUUGAGUGUGGCUGAAAUAGCUGACAGAGUGGGCGCUGCGCCUACGCUGACCGGACGAAUCCUUCGUUAUCUGAAUUCAGUGGGAGUAAUCAGUGAGACCUCCAAAGACCAUUUCGAAGCCAACAACAUCACCCUGUCUCUGAGUGACCCAGGGGUUCGAAGUGCUAUUUACCAUAAGUCAGUAUCUCCUUUCGAGCCGAUCAAUUUGAACUGCAAUUAUCAAAAAUUUGUCAGUCCAAAGAUGCGUGCUGACCCAUCAUUCAGCUCGAUGAACGUGGGCCCGAUUGCUCUGGCCCUGCCCGAAUUUCUGGCAAAGCACAAGUAUCAAGACAUCACCAGUCCAACUGCCACGGCAUUUGGACUUGCGUACAACACCGAGCUCCCAGCAUUCAUCUGGCUCCAGUCAGAACCGGAGCGCUUUAGCCACUUCAACCGCUACAUGCAAGCCGAGGAAACGGGACUUCAGCCUUGGCUGGAAACAUACCCGAUUGAAGAGAAAUCACUCAACCUGGAGCCGGAACAGAUCUUCUUCGUUGAUGUUGGCGGUGGUAUUGGCCAUCAGGCUGUCGGCGUGAAACAAUGGAUGCCCCAGAUUGUGAACCAGAUCAUAGUCCAGGACCAGGAGGUUGUCGUUCCUCAUGCCAUCCAGCAAAAUGGCGUGAAAGCCAUGGCUCAUGACUUCUUCCAGCCUCAGCCUAUUCAAGGCGCUCGGAUUUAUUAUAUGCGCCGAAUUAUCCACGACUGGCCGGAUGAAAAAGCCGCUGAGAUCCUCAAGAAUACCCAGGCUGCGCUUGGGCCUGAUUCUGUUAUUCUGAUUGAUGAUAUGGUGCUUCCCAAUGCAGGUGUCCAUUGGUAUGGGACUGUGCUCGAUAUGACUAUGAUGGCGGGCUUAGCGGCGCAGGAGCGCACGGAGGAGCAAUGGAACAAUUUGAUGGAGAUGGCGGGUCUCAAGAUCCAGAAGGUCUAUACUUAUACGAGCUUCUACAAUUCUAUCCUGGAAUGUGUUCCAGUGGCUUAG
This is a messenger RNA of Penicillium salamii, 1233 nucleotides long. Lineage: Eukaryota; Fungi; Ascomycota; Eurotiomycetes; Eurotiales; Aspergillaceae. The record is from the annotation of a GenBank genome assembly.